AUUGCCGACUUAAUGAUCGACCCCGCCUCGAUGCUGGCAUCAAACAAAUACUCAUCUCCAGAGUCGUCACCACAUACUACCUAUGAACGAAGCCAAACGCCGGAACGAGGUCUUAUAGACGGAAAAGAGAAAGAUAAAUAUGUGUGGAGAAUGCACCAACCAUCCCAACCACCCAGAUACCAGCUAUUUCCGAGUUCGAGUCAGGAGAAACUUGCCAUAACCACCUCUCUCGGUCGCAAGACUCCUGAAUUGGACCAAACAUUACCAAAUGCCACGACAGCCAAGGGGAAUGCUGCGGAAGGACCCAGCCCUACUAAUGGCCUGAAGAGGGAGCCAAAUCUCGGCAGACGUCGAAAACCCAGCGUGACGGAUUUAGGACAUAUGGCAACGGUUCAGGAGGUUGCGAUGGAUUCUCCAACUAUACCAGGGAGGUUUCCAGUACAUGAGCGCUCAAUCAGCGCCCCAGGCGAGCCAAGCUGGAGGCAGAAUGUAUUUGGGGAGUCAAUGUUCGCUGCCAUCGAAGGGCCAGUGGUGGAUAUCAAGCAGCGUCGUGUCUCGAGGAUACUCCAGCGCCGCAAUUAUGCUUCGCCGAGCUCUAAGAUGCACUCUAGGCAUGCUAAUAGGCUGGCCCCUCUUAUAAUCCCAACUAAUAUGAACGACUCGCCCGGAAGAGAUACAUUUCCUAAGAGAGUUCUCAACAGGCUCAGUGAGCAGAGCUCCCUCAGCGACACUCCGCCAGAAGUGCCACCAAAGUCAGCAAGGAUGCUGUCGGAAGCGUCUCCCCAGUCUGGGCUAGCUUCAUCGUUACCUUCGUUACCUUCUGUUGUUCCAACCGUAACUCCAUUCAGUCCAUUCACUCCGCUGUCCGAUUUCUCAGCGUCUACUGCAAGUUUGGUACCACUAAAGCUUGCUCCUGGAACAAGCACUUCAUCCCCUCAAGCCCAGGGCCGAGCAUCACCAGCACCAAAGGGGUCAUUCUCGACCCGUAAGCCAAGCCCAACCCCAAGGAAUCAUACUAGAGGCCUUUCAGAGUCGUCGUCAUUUGCGGUCGUGACUAGGCCGGGCCAUAGGCGCACAGAAUCAGAGGCUUCAAUUAUGGACCGUGGACGGCCAAAGAAGCGUGCGGAUGGAUCAUCUAUCAAAAGCGCCACUACGAAGGCACAGGAACAGAGGGCUUUUAUCACAUUGCCCACCGGUGUCAAAGCUUCUGAUGCGCCGUCAAAGUUCUCGCCACAAGACAUCGAAGCUCUAAGGCAACAGGCGCAAGGCCAAGCUGCGCAAUUCGAAGUUUUAGCUUCGAAGCAUGUAGGCGAUUUAUCAAGGGAACUCCGUGCUCUUGAUGAACGCUGCGAGUAUCUCCGUCGGACUCACCGAUCUCUUCGGUCUGGUCGCCGCAACCUCCACGACCGCAUCUGCAGCUACCUCCGGUCGCCACGUGUUGCGCGCUUCUCACAUGAUGCCAUCUUAAAGCAGGAAGAGGCACUUUCGGAGCUAGACGCUAGCAUCGACGAUUGGGUAUCUAAGGUGGAAUAUGCGGAGAACCGCCGUACACGCGUUCGACAAAAGCUUUUCGAACAUGUUGCUGCCGCCUUAAUGAUGCCCUCUCAGCGCAAUGAGAUAGAUAACAGAAGCAUACCCGAAUAUGAAGCAAUAAAUAUUCUACACUCCCCCGCGACAGCCAACCACACACCUCCGAGGUCGCCCACUAAGGCGCUGUCACCAUCGCCAAUUAUUAGCUCGUCGAAGCGACGUGCAUCGCCCGAGCCAGAGGCUCCAGCCCGCCUUGCGCGCCCAGUGCCACCGCAGCUAUCGACAUCGCCUCCUCCACCACACACGCUAGAGAACGAGCCAUUUAAUGAACGACAUAGAGAUAGCCAUAGUACGGCAGGGAGACCGAGUGCAGAGAGCAUCCGCAUCUAUGCCGACUCAGACGUGUACGCACUGCUUGCAGACGUCGAGCAAGAGAUACAUAGGAUGGGUCAAGGUGUUAUAGAAGAGGAGGUUUUACUAUCACAAAUGAAGUAUGAGGCACCGCCUAGGUGCGAAACGCCUAAGAGUGGAACUUCGAGGAGCGGAACACCGACCGGGAUAGAGAGAAUGAAGGGUCUGGUGAAGGAGCAGUUGAGAGUUGCGGGGUUGGUGGGCUAAUUAGAGAGGAGGAAUAUUCUGGACGAUGGCGACGAUUAUUUACGAUUUCGAUGUACGUUGAGACAAGCACGCGCGACAUGCGAAUCAUACCGAUGAUGAUAUGCCUUUGCCGGCGCCAAAACGACGGCCUUUCUUUUCUCGGUCUACUUUAAACCUUUUACCAUGGCUUCUACGCUCUCGCGAGCGUAGUUUGCUUAUAUACCUUCUGGCGUGCGCCGCAGUUUGUUUCAUUUAACGGUCUUGGGUUGGUGUUAUAGGUUGGCGGGUUUGGGCGGUCUAAAUUUGUUCUAGAGCCUGCAAUUUAAGAAUCUACAAUUUGUUUUUGGCCAUGCAAAAUCUACAUAUUAAAGCCUUCGGCUCUUUACUUGUAUCCGUGAUAGCACAAACCGUUGUAGAAACAAAAUAACCCUGUCGAAGUUUCAGAUUGUAUUGACAAAGGGGCAAGUAUCCGAGCGAGGCCUUUCCAACUCGGCAGACGAAUUUGGGCUGGGAACUUGAACUUAUUACAUAAAUUCCAAAAUAACCAGUGUUGUAGCAGGAGG
Molecule: messenger RNA, 2690 nt
Organism: Pseudogymnoascus destructans
Lineage: Eukaryota; Fungi; Ascomycota; Leotiomycetes; Thelebolales; Thelebolaceae
Exons: 4
Coding region: 13-2148 (711 amino acids)
Source: RefSeq, a predicted model, not a curated record